This is a messenger RNA of Condylura cristata (star-nosed mole), 1956 nucleotides long. RefSeq names its product zinc finger protein 710 (gene ZNF710). The transcript has 4 exons. The annotation marks the transcript as partial. Gene Ontology annotation, molecular function: DNA-binding transcription factor activity; RNA polymerase II cis-regulatory region sequence-specific DNA binding. NCBI's taxonomy places the organism in Eukaryota, Metazoa, Chordata, Mammalia, Eulipotyphla, Talpidae. The record is from RefSeq and is a predicted model, not a curated record. Gene Ontology annotation, biological process: regulation of transcription by RNA polymerase II.
CCCGUGAAGCCGGAGCAGGGCUUCGUGUGGCGGGAGGCGGCCGAGUUCGAGGCCGACGCGGCCGGCUCGACGGCGGAGCGCCACAAGAAGGCCCAGCUGGACCGGCUGGACAUCAACGUGCAGAUCGACGACUCGUACCUGGUGGAGGCCGGCGACCGGCAGAAGCGCUGGCAGUGCCGCAUGUGCGAGAAGUCGUACACCUCCAAGUACAACCUGGUCACGCACAUCCUGGGCCACAACGGCAUCAAGCCGCACGCCUGCCCGCACUGCGGGAAGCUCUUCAAGCAGCCCAGCCACCUGCAGACGCACCUGCUCACGCACCAGGGCACGCGGCCGCACAAGUGCCAGGUGUGCCAGAAGGCCUUCACGCAGACCAGCCACCUCAAGCGCCACAUGCUGCUGCACUCCGAGGUCAAGCCCUACAGCUGCCGCUUCUGCGGCCGCGGCUUCGCCUACCCCAGCGAGCUCAAGGCGCACGAGGCCAAGCACGAGAGCGGCCGCUGCCACGUGUGCGUCGAGUGCGGCCUGGACUUCUCCACGCUGACGCAGCUCAAGCGCCACCUGGCCUCCCACCAGGGCCCCACCCUGUACCAGUGCCUGGAGUGCGACAAGGCCUUCCACUACCGCAGCCAGCUGCAGAACCACAUGCUCAAGCACCAGAACGUGCGGCCCUUCGUGUGCACCGAGUGCGGCAUGGAGUUCAGCCAGGUGCACCACCUCAAGCAGCACUCGCUCACCCACAAGGGCGUGAAGGAGUUCAAGUGCGAGGUGUGCGGCCGCGAGUUCACGCUGCAGGCCAACAUGAAGCGGCACAUGCUGAUCCACACGAGCGUGCGGCCCUACCAGUGCCACAUCUGCUUCAAGACCUUCGUGCAGAAGCAGACGCUCAAGACGCACAUGAUCGUGCACUCGCCCGUCAAGCCCUUCAAGUGCAAGGUGUGCGGGAAGUCCUUCAACCGCAUGUACAACCUGCUGGGCCACAUGCACCUGCACGCGGGGAGCAAGCCCUUCAAGUGCCCCUACUGCUCCAGCAAGUUCAACCUCAAGGGCAACCUGAGCCGCCACAUGAAGGUCAAGCACGGCGUCAUGGACGUCGGCCUGGACAGCCAAGACCCCAUGAUGGAGCUGACAGGCACAGACCCCUCGGAGCUGGACGGCCAGCAGGAGAUGGAGGACUUCGAGGACAACAGCUACGCCUACGCGGGCGUGGACAGCAGCGCCGAGGCCAGCGUGCUCACGGAGCAGGCCAUGAAGGAGAUGGCCUACUACAACGUGCUGUAGUCUGCGGCCGCCGGCGGGCUGGCCGCUGCCGGGCCUCGGGCCAAACGCAGGCCGCACUGCCGGCCGGGCCGGCCCGGGCGCACACCCGAGGGGAGCGGGGACACGGCCAGCCUCGGCCUGCUGCUCGGGAGGGCCCGGCCCGGAGGAGGGCGCGCCCGGCCUUGCUUCUCCCCGACCGCUCUCGCUCCGGGCCCUGCCCAGCGGCCGCCGCCCCUCCGGCCCCUCCCUGUCGUGGGCAGCCAGGCAGGGCCUCUGCCUUCUACCUCCCGGUGCCUCCUUGAGCCCCCGCCCCCGCGGGCGAGCAGCGGGGGCCUGGGCGCCCUCCCGCCUCCUGGGGAGUGGGUGUCCCCAGGGCCAGUCGCUGUCCGGUUUCCUUAAGCCCCGGGGGCCGGCGGGCCAGGGCCGGCCGGUGCGGUGGACGGGGCUGUGGGGCCAGGGCCUCCGGGCCAGGCUGGGGUUUCCUUAUUUGCGGUUUCGGGGGCUCCCAGGCUCCAGGGAAGAGCUCCGUAUUUAAAGUGGACAAUGAGGAUCUGACGGAAGGAAGCUCGCUUGGAGCCAAGCGGGUGCCCGGAAGGUCACUCGUGGUUUCUUCGCCACCCCCGGGCCUCCUCUCUGAGGAGUGUCCCCCGCCUGGCCUGAAGGCGCAGCUGCGGCAGGACGCCCCGCCCCCCGCGG